Cuculus canorus (common cuckoo) is the source of this 4423-nucleotide messenger RNA. It is a transcript of the gene SORBS3, whose product is annotated as sorbin and SH3 domain containing 3. The transcript has 21 exons. NCBI's taxonomy places the organism in Eukaryota, Metazoa, Chordata, Aves, Cuculiformes, Cuculidae. Bases 1695 to 3983 code for a protein of 762 amino acids. The record is from RefSeq and is a predicted model, not a curated record. Gene Ontology annotation, molecular function: protein binding.
CAGUCACUGGGCUCUGCUAUGAUUUUCUUUGAGGAUGCGCUGGGGCAGUGGGCACGGCACAGAGCCUGCCUAUUGGGAAUCAGAAUUCCCCCUCGUCCUCUCCCCGCCCUUCCUGAUUAAGAGCCCCUCCCCAGCUUUCCUGGAGCUCCUUUUGGUCCUGGAAGCUGCUCUAAAGGUCUCCUUGGAGCCUUCUCUGAACAACCCCAACUCUCUCAGCCUGGCCUUGUACUGGAGGUUCUCCAGCCCUCGGAUCAUCUCCGUGGCCUGUUCUGGACUUGCUCCAACGGAUCCACAUCUCCUGUUUCUUCUGCCAUUGUGUCAGGUGGGGAAACACAGAUUUGUACUUAAUCCAGUUUGAGAAGAAAAAUAUCUGACAUGUAAAUCAUAGAAUCCUGGAAUGGUUUGGGUUAGAAGGGACCCCAAAGCUCAUCCAGUUCCACCCCCUGCCAUGGGCAGGGACACCUUCCACUGGAUCAAGGGCUCCAAGCCCCAUCCAACCUGGCCUUGAACACCUCCAGGGAUGGGGCAGUCACCACUGCUCUGGGCAACCUGGGCCAGGGCCUCCCCACCCUCACAGGAAAACAUUUCUCCCUAAGAUCUCAUCUCAAUCUCUCCUCUUUUAGCUGAAAACAAUUCCCCCUCAUCCUCUCCCUGCCAUCCCUGAUCCAGAGCCCCUCCCCAGCAGGGAUUUAGGGUCUAUUUUCCAGCCACUGCCUCACAUAGGACCCCUCUCCAGGGUCAGGGCAGUGCCAGGUCGGCAGCUUCCAUCCUUCCUGGCACGUUGGCACUUGUGAAGCUGCUCCUGUUGGAGAGCUCUUGGCUCCCUCUCCAUUCUCCCAGAUGUUGGCUGAGCAAAUAACCCUCCUCCCACUGGCAUCCUGGGUGCCAGGAGGAAGCGAAGGGAAUUGCUGCUCCUACAUUGCCCCUGGCUCUUGCCUUUCUUGGUUGCAUUGCCUCCGCCGUGCCGUAGGCUUUGAGGGUUUGAGGAGCAGCCUUGGUCUUUCCAGCUCUGCCUGGUGCUCCUGGCUCUAUCCUGGGGCUCAGCACCCUGAGCCAGGUGGCAGGGGCAUGGCCUGCUCCCUACUUGGCAACCUGGCUCCCCGCUGUGGUUGCCACAUCUGGCUUCUCUACUUGGGCUAGCAUUUUGCCGUUGAGUUUCCUUCAACGCGUGUCAUCCGUUUGCCAUCUCCCUCUCCGGAAGCGGCCAGGGUGCAACUGGGAAAGGGAUGCUCCGUCUCUCCCACCAUUUUCCUGGGUGUUUCCACCCAACAGUUGAGAGCCACCGGCAACCAACCUUGGGCUCCCAACUCCUUGGCAUGGGCAAGGGGCACAGCUCCGCUCUGGGAUGACAACUCCGACCAAGAGCAUCGCUGGGCUUGGCUGCGCAUUCCCGGCUGGCAUCGCUGCGCUGAGCAAACAGGAAACACUUGCCCUUUGUUAAUGCUGUCCCGGGCUGCACGUUAAAUAUUUAUCUGCCAGUGGAGGCCGGUGCUGGGAGCCGGGCGCAGCGAGAGGGAGGCAAGGCCGGUGCCCGCUCACCCAGGACGGCGCAUGGGGCUGCAGAGUUUGCGCUGUGCAUUUUUCUUCCCUGCUGCUUGCUGCUCUGUCCUGCUCGCUGCGGGGCUCCCUGAGCCCCCAGCCCCACGGAGAAGAGCACGGGCAGCCCUGGGGCAUCAUCCCGGCUCCCCCUGGCCAUGGCAAACCAGCUCCUGUCCCCCGACUCCAGCCAGGUGCUAGGCACAGAGAACAUCCCCUCCUUCCACCCAUGGCAUGCAGCGAAGUGGGUGCCCAUCAUCCACCACCGGGGCUCCAACACACUGAAUUUCGACUUCCACCACCCAGCCACCCACAGCACAGCUGAGCACGAGCGAGCAGCCCCCAGAAGCUCAGCCAACGAGUGGUACCAGACCUGGCCGGGCAAGGAGGCGAAGGCACCCAGCGUCUCGGCACCCACCAGCCCCACAUGUGGCCCCGGGGCCAACUCCGCUUGCCCGCAACUACCAGGCUGGUCGGCCACUUGGACCAAGGACAGCAAGCGUCGCGAGAAGCGCUGGGUGAAGUACGAUGGCAUUGGGCCAGUGGAUGAGACGGGGAUGCCCAUCGCCUCACGCUCGAGCGUCAACCGUCCCCGCGACUGGUAUCGCAGCAUGUUUCGCCAGAUCCACUGCAAGCUGCCAGAGCCUGACUGGGACCCCCAUCCCUGCCCCAUGCCAGAGCUCAGCCCCUUGCCCACUGCGGCACCUCUGUGUGCCCAAGAACCAUGGAGAAAGCCACCAACAACCAAGCCCUCCGGCAUUCCCAAUGGGCUGGAUUGGACCAGCUGGGGUGACACCGGUGACAUCACAGAGCCUGGCAGCAUUUUUGACUACGAACCGGGGCAAUCCUCUGUGCUGGAGCAGCCGCAGCAGCCCCUGGCAGCGACACCACCGGCGCGGGCUCAGCCCAUCGAGGUGCUGCUGGAGCAGGAGCUGGAGCAGCUCAGCGAGGAGCUGGACAAGGACAUGAAGGCCAUGGAGAUGCGGCAGCAUCCCUGCAAGGUACCUAAACCUGAGCCCGGCAGCUGCUCCCGGCUCUCGCUCCUCUGUUCCGGCCUCUCUGGCGGCUCGCUGUGCGGGGAACGCCAUGUCCCGGGCUUUGGCUCAGCCCCAGGGGAGGUGGCUGUGGUUGGAUUCCCAUCACCGGCACCCCAGGAUACCCUCCGGGGCUCUGUGCCCCUCAGAAUACAAAUCAACAAGCGCUUCCAUUCCUGUAGGAUCUACCCAAACACCCUCUACAGGAGGAACCCAGCACCCUGGUCUUGGUCACCCCACAGGACGCCACUGUCCCCCCGCUGCCUGCAGAGCCCCCCCGGCACUCACCACCUGCCUGCUGUCCCCACCAUGGAGCGAGGUGGGCUGGGCAGCGACCAGAGCUGUGCAAUCCCUGGCAGAGACACUCUCAGGCCAGAGACCCUCCCCAGCCUCUCCGACAUGGGUGGCCCCGCAGAGGCCAUCAGGAGAGAGGAGAAGAAGAUGAAAGCUGCUCGCCUCAAGUUUGACUUCCAAGCUGAGUCACCCAAGGAGCUGAUGCUGCAGAAGGGGGACAUUGUCUACAUCCAUAAGGAGGUGGACAGGAACUGGCUGGAGGGCGAGCACCACGGCCGUGUGGGAAUCUUCCCCUCCAACUAUGUGGAGAUCCUGCCCUCCACGGAGGUGCCCAAGCCCAUCAAAGCACCAACCAUCCAAGUGUUGGAGUACGGCGAGGCCCUGGCGCUCUACAACUUCCUAGGGGAACUGCCUGUUGAGCUCUCCUUCCGCAAGGGCGAGCGGGUCUGCCUGGUGAGGCGGGUGGACCAGAACUGGUACGAGGGGCGCAUCUCCGGCACCAGCCGUCAGGGCAUCUUCCCCACCACCUACGUGCAGGUCUUGAAGGAGCCACGGGUGAAAGCCACCACUGAGGAUUUCCCUCCCUCACCUGCCUCCUCCAGCCCCCGGCUCCCCGCUGGUUCUCCAUCCCUGCAGCAUUCACCUGGUCCUCAGGGCCCCCCAGUUUCUGCUGGCUCCCCUCGGCCAGCGGAGUGGGGGCUUGGCGAGGCCGGUGAUUGUCCACCCUCCCACUGUCACCUCUCCUUCAGCUCCUCCCGCAAACUGCCCCACACCAGUGCCCCUCACCCCUCUCCGGCCCCUGCUGCCCCCUCACACCCUGUGGCCACCCAACCCCAGGAGCCCUGGUACCCAUCCUGGCCCCCCGAGAAGAGCGCAGCUCCAGGGGUGCCCACCAGCGCCCGCCCCGUGCCCGUCACAUCCUUCAACAGCUCCGAAGUCCAGUGGACCAUGUACCGCGCGGUGUACCAGUACCAGCCUCAAAAUGCCGAUGAGCUGGAGCUGCUGGAGGGCGACCGGGUGGAUGUGAUGCAGCAGUGCGAUGACGGCUGGUUCGUGGGCAUCUCCAGGCGGACGCAGAAGUUCGGCACCUUCCCCGGCAAUUACGUGGCACCGGUGUGACCCACGGUGUGGAGAAGAGGAGCCUGGGGGGCGCCGUGGGGCUGGGGGCUCCCCGAUGUCCAGCCUCGGCCACCCUGCAUCCCUGCUGCAUCCUCCCAUGGGGAAAAAAUGCCACUACUUCCCUCCUGCCCCUAUGGGGCUGCCAAUAACCAGGACUGAUCCCCUCGCUCCCAGUGCCUUAACCCACCCCCUGCCCAGUGCCGUAUUGCCCACUGCCCCAGUGGCCGUGCUCGGGGGUCCUGCCCGGUGCUGUAUCACCCACUGCCUCAAUAGGGGUCCUGGCUGGUGCCAGGGGUCUUGGCAGGUGCUGGGCCUGACUGUGAUGGCUCAGACCUGAGAUGCUGGUCCAGGACCGUGCCACGCUCCUGGGAGUUGCGUCUGCUUCGUGUCCAUCAUUAAAGCUCAGCUUUCAUGCUGUGUGAGGCAGAGAUGCUGUGGGC